Myodes glareolus (Bank vole) is the source of this 3900-nucleotide messenger RNA. RefSeq names its product secretion regulating guanine nucleotide exchange factor (gene Sergef). Gene Ontology annotation, molecular function: guanyl-nucleotide exchange factor activity. The record is from RefSeq and is a predicted model, not a curated record. Gene Ontology annotation, cellular component: cytoplasm. NCBI's taxonomy places the organism in Eukaryota, Metazoa, Chordata, Mammalia, Rodentia, Cricetidae.
CUUCCGGAAGUGCCGGUGGAGCGUGGGCAUGGCGCGCGAGUCCUGUGUCGCGGAGGCUGGCUCCGCCGCGGCCGCGCUCUUCUGCUGGGGUGCAAAUAGCUACGGGCAGCUUGGCCUUGGCCACAAGGAAGAUGUUCUUCUUCCCCAGCAACUGAGCAACUUCUGUGAGCCUGGGUGCAUCAGGAGUGUCACAGGAGGUGGGGGCCAUUCUGCAGCAGUCACAGAUAGAGGAGGACUUUUUGUUUGUGGCCUGAAUAAAGAUGGGCAGUUGGGGCUUGGCCACACAGAAGAUGUUCUGUGUUUUACCAUCUGCAAGCCUCUUCUUGGUUGUCCAAUCAAACAGGUGGCCUGUGGCUGGGAUUUUACCAUUAUGCUCACAGAAAUAGGUCAAGUUCUGUCAUGUGGAUCCAAUGCCUUUGGCCAGUUAGGUGUGCCGCACGGCCCUCGCAGAUGUAUGGUUCCACAGACCAUUGAGCUCCUGAGAGAGAAGGUUGUUUGUGUUGCGGCUGGACUGAGGCAUGCGUUAGCCACUACAGUGAGUGGCAGCGUGUUCCAGUGGGGGACUGGCUUGGCAUCUUCUGGACAACGGUUGUGUCCUGGGCGGACACUGCCAUUGUUUUUGACAGCAAAGGAACCAAGCAGAGUGACAGGCCUUGAAAAUUCCACAGCGGUAUGUGUCGUUGCCGGAUCUGACCACUCAGCCGCAUUAACAGAUACAGGAGAACUGUAUGUCUGGGGCCGGAACAAACAUGGGCAACUGGCUUCCCUGGCUGCAUUCCUUCUUCUGCCCCAGAGAAUAGAUGCACGUUGCUUUCAGAAUGAAAAGCUCACUGCCGUCUGGAGUGGCUGGACACACCUGGUUGCUCAGACAGAAACUGGCAAGGUGUUUACCUGGGGUCGAGCAGACUAUGGUCAGCUAGGGCAGAGGUUGGAGUCUCCUGAUGGCCAGAAACCCCACAAACUAGAUUCAUCGCUUGCCUUUUGGAGGCUACAAAACAGUGUGCCUUUGCCUCUGCAUUGUCUGACAGGAGCAGCCAAGAUUUCUUGUGGCUCAGAACACAAUUUGGCAAUAAUUACCUUCCCGGAGAGAAUUGUUGGACUAUGUCCAUGUCGGCAGCCUGGCCACUCUCCAGGAGGAAGAACACUGCUUCCCUUGGACCAGGGCUUGCAGCUACAUAUAAUGGCAAGUUUCCUUUCAGAUAUACAGUUUUUAUGAUAAUAAGGAUAGUCACAAAGAAAAUGUAUAUGUAUUAAUCCAUAUAGAAUUAUAAAGAGUAUAUUCACUUUGUUCAUGAAAAAGCAAAGCGUAGUUCAGAAUCCCUGAGAGCUGUGCUAGCGCCUGAGGCCCGUCUGCGUCAUACUGUUUCUCACUUGGUUCUCAGGUUAUACUCCCGCAGGCCCACCACAGGGCUUUCUGCAGAGUGUGUCCAUUCAUGUUUGUCUGACAGGGACCUCUGUUAUUUUUUGUUUUGAGACAGAGUCUCUCUAUGUAGCCCUGACUCUCUUGAAACUCCCUAUUUAUACCAGGUUGGCCUCAAACUUCUGCCUCCCAAGUGCUGGGAGAAAGAUGUUCACCUCUAUGUCCUUGGCACCUCCAUCUUAGACUGCUCCAAACAGAGCUCCUCAUCUUCUCCCCAAAGCUGUUCUUCUCCCAGGUUUCCUCUGCUUCAUGGUACUGCUACAGUAAGGGAUAGGGGAACCCUGGUAUAAGACUUUACACUUUGGGCUGUGGCAACAUGUCAGGGCUGGUCCUCAGAGGCAACAGAGGAAGGCAUCACCCUAUAUUGUAUCUGCAUCUUUGUCUUGAACUUGAUUGAACUUAGCACCAAGUAAGACACGUGCUGGGAGAUGUAUAGAGGUGCUCAGAACUUCUGACACGUGAAGACCUAGGGGCCAUUAUAACACCACUAAUGUGCUGGGGAACCCAGGAGAGCCUAACAUGACUCAUAUUAAAUAGCAUCCUGGGUAUUAGGUGGGCAGCAGUUGGCAAGGUCUGACCUGUGGCCUACUUUUGUAUGAUGACAUAGUCAUUUAAAAAAAUAAAAAUUUGUAUGUAUUUAUUUUAUUUGUAUAUAUUUGCAUACAUGUGUGUAUGUAUAUGAUGUGCAUACCUGGUGCUCACAAUGGUCAGCAGAUAAUGUCAGAUCAGAUUCCCUGGAACUGGAGUUACAGAUGAUUAUGAACCACCAUGUGGGUGCUGGGAACUAGACCCAGGUCCUCUGCAAGAGCAACAAGUGCUCUUAACUAUAGAGUCAUCUCUCCAGCCCCACAAACCAUUCUCAAAUGACCUUCAAACGACAUCAAAAACAGAAUGGGUGGGACUUCAGAGACGGCUCCGUAGACAUUGUACUUGCUUUACAAACAGGGGGAUCUCAUUCAGAUCUCCAGUAGCCAUGGAAAAACCAGACAUGGUAGCACAUACUUGUGGCCCCAACACUGAGAAGUGACAAAAAGAUCCCUAGUCUUGCUCUCCAACCCCUCUAGCCAGUCAAUAAGCUCCAGGUUCAAUGAGGGACUCUGUCUCAAAAACUAAGGUAGAGAGAGAUGAAGGGAAAAGACCCAGCAUUGAUCUCUGGCCUGCACACAUGCAUUCCUAUAUACAUGUGUACACAUGUAAACAGCACACGCAUAGGGAAGAAGAGGAUAUAGGACAGCACACCAGUUGGGCCCUCAAGCCUUAAGUACUUCUGUAACAAUAAGUUCAGUGAAGCCUAGUGUAUAAUGUGUGGAGUUCAGCACAGUGUUGGGAGCCCACUCGACAUUCUAGAUGUUCAGCCUUCUCUUCUGGAAGAUGAACACCAUCCAUGAGAUGUGGCCCCCUCACUGUACUAUGACAACCUGAGCAGAUAAAGCACACCACCCGAAACACUGUCCUCAGAGGAUCAGGGAAGAGAAGCCUGGGCUUUUGCCAGGCUUCUACACCAAACAGGCAUGAAAGUCCUGGCUCUGGGCCUCAUCUACCCAACCCUGAGUCUAGUUUCCUCAGAGUGAGUUCCCUUUGGCAGGAGAAGAGCAUGCCAGCUGCCCAUUGUGCUGUGUCCUGUGGCGAGGUCAGCACUGUCUUCAUCCCACCCCCACCCCUGCUUCCCACCUCACCCCUGCUGAGGUCAGCUGCCCUUCUCAUCAGGGCCAGGCACUUGGCCCAUGCAAGGUGCUAAACUGGGCCCUAAGAUUCUGGGUUCUACCAUCCUCCCUCCUGGCCCUAAGGUUCUGGGCUCUACCAUCCUCCCUCCUGGCCCUAAGGCUCUGGGCUCUACCAUCCUCCCUCCUGGCCCUAAGGUUCUGGGCUCUACCAUCCUGCUGCUUCCUUCUUCCCUGCUCCUCUUUCCUGCUGCUGAUCAGCCUUCAGAAGUUCCUGCUCAACCAUAGGGAGGAGGGGAAACCACUAUUUCUGCAUGUGUUUCCUUAUCUUGCCAGCCACCAGAAGACAUAUAUUUCCCCAGAUUUGAGCCCCUGGCCAGCAGUACCUCCCUCUCACGAAAGUGAAGCCCUAAGGGCAAUCCGCUUAGACCCAGCUGGCCUCCCUCUCUUGAAACAGUGGUCUGUAAAACAAACUUUAGCUGUAUAAUCACAUAAUUGUAAAGAUUUAAACAUUUGGGUUGUGGGAAAAUCAGGAGGAUUUUCUGAUAAAGGUGGCUUUCAGUUUGCACACACUGCCGAAGAAACUUUAUAAAAGGCCACACUGAAUGUGCUGGGUGUGAUGGCACACCUGCACACCCAGAACUUGGUGGGUGGAAGCAGGAGGGUGCAGAUUCAAGAUUAUCCUUGGCUAUAUAGUAAGUUAGAUGCCAGCCUAAACUUCAUGAGACCCUGACCUCCCCCUCCCAAUCAGUCAUAAAUACAUCUCUAUUGAAAGAUCUAAAACAAAAUUUUAAGUCAAACUGAAAAAAAAAAAACCCA